Molecule: messenger RNA, 726 nt
Organism: Aspergillus affinis
Lineage: Eukaryota; Fungi; Ascomycota; Eurotiomycetes; Eurotiales; Aspergillaceae
Exons: 2
Coding region: 1-726 (241 amino acids)
Cellular component (GO): nucleus; cytoplasm
Source: RefSeq, a predicted model, not a curated record
AUGCUCUUUCGAUGGAAUCAGACCUUUGAGGCACAACUUGGACCAUUUUGCCAAUCUCUCAACAGCGAUGGAAAGACCGGCUUCCAUUUCACCCAGGGAGACAUCCCAGUUAAGAAGUUACCUGCCGACUUCGAAGGGUUCUUCGGACCCCCGCCCAACUACAGUUUUGUCGAAGUCAACUUGGCAACCACGGCAUUCAACAUUCGCGAGUUCCCGACGCGCGAAACCCCCGAGGAGACGAUGCGUCUUGUAAUUGAGAUGCUCCGCGACCCGCGGCCAUCGAACAUCCCGGCCGUCAUGGAUCGGUUGAUUGGCAUCCUGGACAGCGAGGGGGAUAUUGAUGGCGUGAUUGGAUACUCCGAGGGGGCGGUCAUGGCGACGACGCUUCUGUUUGAGGAGGCGCGGCGGCAGAGAGAAACUGGCCGCGAGCCUCGCAUCAAAUGCGCGGUGUUGGUCUGUGGAUGGCCGCCUAUGGAUCCGGUUACGGGGCAAACAAUGUUGACCGAUCAGUUCCCCGAUGAAGUCAUCUCCAUCCCGGCGUGUCACGUGGUGGGCGGCCAGGACCCCUUUCUGGAUGCCUCGAUGGCGCUAUACAAUUUCUGGGAUCCUGAUCAGGCCGAGAUCUUUGAUCAUGGCGGUGGUCAUGCUGUUCCUCGAGAGAUGGGGACUUGUCGGGAAAUCGCCGAGGUCGUUCGGGGCCUGAUGUCGGAGAUGGAAAGUAGUUAG